This is a messenger RNA of Spirodela intermedia, 897 nucleotides long. Lineage: Eukaryota; Viridiplantae; Streptophyta; Magnoliopsida; Alismatales; Araceae. The record is from the annotation of a GenBank genome assembly.
AUGGCCGCGAGCCUACCAAUCUUCUACCUCAACCCCUUCAUGACUGAGGGCGCCCGCUCCUCUUGGCUCCACUAUCACCCCCCAAGAGCCUUCUCCCCUCCUCACAUCUGCCCUGCCGCUCCAACCGCCGUCCACCCAUGCGGCGGUGGCGGGCCGGAGCUUGGGCGGCGGCGGUGGCGGCGAGAUACGACGAGAGGGGACGCAUUGGUUGUGAGGGCCGGUCCCCCUAGCACCUCCACUCUCGUCUUUGCGUUCGUCUUCCCGCUGUCCAUGAUCCUCGGCACCAUCUUCGCCUCCGUCCGGAUCGCCGACCAGCUCGACCAGAGGUACCUCGAGGAGGUAACAUCGAUCGAACCAAAACCUAUAUUUCCCGUACCGAAUUUCCCGUCUAGAAUCAAGAAAGCCUCGGUGACCUCUCGUAGGCUAAAAAUUGUUCCAAAUUGCGCACUAGUCGUUCGACAAAAUGCCGAACACAACCUCAGGACCUGUGAAAUUUCACUCCCAACAUCUCUUUCCGUGGUGAAAUUGCGAGUUUUUGUCAUGGGAAAAUGAAUUUUCCCUUAAAAGUGUUCGAUGAAAUGCCAAAUGCAGCCAUACAUCCAUACCGGAUAGCUCCAUCUCAUAUUUGGUGAAUCAAAUUCAGUCAAACCCUUUUUUUUUGUCUGAUUCUAAAGUUUCCUCUGUGGUUCAACUGAUCAGCUUGCGAGGGAUGGGGCAAAAAUGCAAGAGAAAGGGGCGGAAGGCAGGACCGAGGGCGAUCCCCGGAGUGAGGAGGAUGAGGCCACUCCUCUGAGAGAUGGGCGGCUCAUCCCUGCUGGUGCCGCAACGUCCACCGCCACCAUUGAAGAGGCUUCUUCAGCUCCACGGAGUAGGAAUCGCCCCAAGAGGAGGGCUUGA